Messenger RNA from Camellia sinensis, 951 nucleotides. The record is from RefSeq and is a predicted model, not a curated record. Lineage: Eukaryota; Viridiplantae; Streptophyta; Magnoliopsida; Ericales; Theaceae.
AUGGCUGAAACGGUUAAUUCUAUGCAGUUUGUUGACAGUGACAUGUACGGUCCUGAUGUCGCCCUAGACAAUGAUGAGAAUGAAAUGUGCGAUGAAGAAAAUGUAUUGGGCGGAUCAAAUGAUGAUGAUGAUGAAGAUGAUGCCGACGCUCCCUCACUUACAAGAUCCAGUAGCACAGGGGGUACUGUAUUACAACAACAUUGGGAUGAAGAAGAAAUACUCCAUAAUACAGGGAAUAACAGUCCUGAGAUUACUUCUAAUCUUAAUCAGAUGGUUGUUGAACAUCAUCCAGGAUCGACCACCGCACUUGAUGGAGGAUGGUUUGCUCGGAUUGCAGCAUUGCUCGUGGGUGAGGAUCCAACACAGUGUUAUGCACUUAUAUGUGGGAACUGUCAUAAACACAAUGGGCUUGCAAGGAAGGAAGAUUUCCCAUACAUAACGUACUAUUGCCCCCACUGCAAUGCCCUGAAUGGGUCAAAACAUCCAAAUGGUAUUUCUGGUUCCGACUUGCCUGGUAUGAGCUCCUUGAUAACAGGAGGCAAUAUUGACCCCAUCAACAACAUUGGUAGAGUUACAAUGACUGACACUGACAUGACACCUGUAAGUAGUAGCCCAGUGGCUCUAUCUGCUGUGGAAACCAUUGAAGGAAGCGAAGCGGUUUUGUCUGGGGUUCCAGAUCCAGUUAGUUAAAGGCAGACUUCGUGACGCCUGUGCAUAGAGCUUCAUGUUUUAGGUAACUCAAGAGCGUGUUUUGAGUGCUGGCUGGGACUGUAAAUGAGUUUGUUUUUGGUUGUGUAACGUUAGGUUUGUUAAUUGCAAUCCUAGUUUGCUAGGGUGUCUAUGCCAUUUUAAGUAAUAGCUUCUUGGCAAAGUGCUUACGUUGCUCUUUAUGUUGUGAUUCUGAAAGUACAUCUAUAUACAAGUAGGCCUUCAUUGCCACUUGAGAUCAAA